GACCGUAAGAUGACUUCAGACAACGCUUUGAUCUCCGAAAGGAUGUUCAAAAGGUCAUCGCCCAACUACAAGCUGACAAUGUACCUGGAGUCACGUGACUUUGUGGUGGAAAAAGGGAGUAUCGAUAAAAUACAGGGCGUUCUACACGUGGAGUCGGGCAAUUUGGAAAACAAGAAGCUAAUCGCACAAGUUACGCUGACCUUUAGAUACGGUCGCGACGACGAAGAAGUAAUGGGAAUCAAAUCUUGGAAUGAAGCAAUAAUGAGUCUCACUCAGAUCUGGCCUGUGGAUUGCAAUCACGACAAGCAACCGACUUCAGCAUUUCAGGAGGAACUUAUAAAUCGUUUAGGAGACAAUGCGUUUCCGUUCCACUUGGAAUUAAGCCACCUAAUGCCACCUAGCAUCCAAUUAGUGCCAACUAAGCAAUACCACGGUCCCCAUAUGGGGACCUCAUACGAAGUUCGGGCUUAUAUAGCUAAUCAAAAACAUGACAAAAUUUCCCAUCGUAAUACAGUCCGUAUGGGAAUACGAGUGUUUCAAGGUCAAGGUAGACCCCAGCCACCUGUUUUGCCUCCCCACACCGCACACGCCCAGAGCGCGCUGGCACAUCACAACGUAAUCGGACUUAAAGGAAAAACAAAAUUGCAACCGGACCAAAGCAGUCGACAGAAAGAGGAAAUCGAGUUCGAGGACCCACCGCCACCUCGCGUCACGAUCGAAAAGCCUUUUCUACUUUCUCACGGCAGGGCGAAACUGGAAGCGUGGCUCGACAAGGCGACAUAUUUCCACGGCGAAAAAUUAAAUGUCAGCGUACUGAUCACAAACCACUCGCCAACAGUUAUGAGACGGAUAAAGAUCCUAGUCAUACAGCAUAUGGACGUUUGCAUGUACUCAAAUGGGAAGUUCAAAAAUAUAGUGGCAUUCCUAGAAGAAUCUGGCCAAUUUAUUCUUCCUGGGAAAACCCAAAAUAAUUUGUAUUUACUGAAACCUCACAGAGGAGUCAUCAACAAUUGGAUAGCACUCCAGGAUUCAUAUACAAAACCUGGCGCAACUCUAGCAUCAACUGUUCUAUGUAACCCCGAAUCUAAAGAUGAGCUUAACGAGUUCGCUAUUCACGUGUCCUACUAUGUGAAAGUUAAGUUAUCACUUAGCGAAAUGGGCGAAACGGGUGAUGUUUUCGUCAAACUACCGUUCACUCUAACCCACUCCUGCAUCAAUGAAACCCCAAAUGAUAGCGUAACAGAAGAAGCAGCCCAUAAAAUGAUUCUAAAAGGUAAAGAAGAGAAAACAGAAGCAAAAUACAACCAGAACAGCAACAAAGAAAUAAUUCAUGAAGAGGAUGAACCAUCGCCAGAUAAUACUAGAUGCAUUGCGGAUGUGCUGGUAAAUAUUGAGAAUCAAAAGACCAAAAUGUGACUGGAUAGUGAGAAACGUCGAUUGUCAAAUUUAAUAAUGAAGAAUUAGAUUUCAUAGAUAAAUAUCCCGGCCCAGAUACGUGAUCCGAUGAAAUAAUUAAAGUUGAAUCGAAUGUACUGAAUUAGUUUAAGUCGUGUAAUGAGGUCCAAAUCACAAAUGAAAGGUAGUUUUGCAGAGAAUUUGAAAAAAGCUGUCUGUUGUAUUGAUAGAAGCAGUUAAUAUAUUGUGCUGUUUAAUGCGACAAAAUUUUAUUGUUCUACUGGGUAACAAAAUUCGAUUUUGAUUCACUUCUAAAAGAACUCAUUCCAUUCAAUGUUUAAAAUAUUGAAAACUAUAUAGAAAAAUUAUAUUGAUCCAAAGCUUUUGAAAAAUUUGAAAGACGAAACGAAAGUCAAUCAUAGGCUUAAGUUAUUUUAGUAUAAUAAGUAUUGUAGAUUUAAGAAAAAUAUUGUAGUCGUUUUUUUUAUACACGGCGCAUAAAUUUUGCAAUUUGGGAACCGAUUUACGGGGUUGCGUCCUUUAAAAUUUGUAUAUAGUAUUGGACUUAAACUGAAAAACAAGUUCAAAUAUGGCAAACAUCUUAAAAAUUUCGAAUCGUAAAUUUUCCACACCUGUAGAAAGUACAAAGAAAUAGUUUGAAUAGCAACUUAACAAAACAUUCGUUAACCAAAGUUAUUAAAAGCGUAACUUAGAUAUUAUGGUUUAUUAGAUAAUUUUAUCAACAAUUAUCUACAAUUUAGCCUAAAAUCACAAAACUGUAGGUACUGUAUAUAUAUAAAUACUUUUCAUUUAUAUAUAUACUUAGAAAUUGAUAUUGUAUUGUAUUAUAGUAUAGUAAAAAAAUUUGAAUAAGAGAAUUAUUAUUUGGAAUCAAUACAGAUAAAAAUCGUCGAAACUUCUUCGCUUAUUAAAUUAUAUUAAGAAUUCAGUCCUAAGUUAAAAUCUUGCGCUUAGAAAGUCUCAAUAGAUUAUGUUCAUACAUAUUUUACGUCAUAUAUAAAUAAUCGCCUGAUUGACCACCCCGUGACGGCCCAAGCCGAGGUUCGAGUCUCGCAGGAGACGCCCUUGCGCUAGUCGCGGGAAAAACGCCCAUUCUGGCCGAGCUACGCUCGCCAAAACAGCCCGAGC
This is a messenger RNA of Pieris napi, 2544 nucleotides long. RefSeq names its product phosrestin-2-like. Gene Ontology annotation, biological process: G protein-coupled receptor internalization; signal transduction. NCBI's taxonomy places the organism in Eukaryota, Metazoa, Arthropoda, Insecta, Lepidoptera, Pieridae. Bases 10 to 1416 code for a protein of 468 amino acids. The record is from RefSeq and is a predicted model, not a curated record. The transcript has 10 exons. Gene Ontology annotation, cellular component: cytoplasm. Gene Ontology annotation, molecular function: G protein-coupled receptor binding.